This is a messenger RNA of Epinephelus moara (kelp grouper), 2491 nucleotides long. RefSeq lists its product as uncharacterized. Gene Ontology annotation, molecular function: DNA binding. The transcript is spliced from 2 exons. The record is from RefSeq and is a predicted model, not a curated record. Bases 158 to 2071 code for a protein of 637 amino acids. NCBI's taxonomy places the organism in Eukaryota, Metazoa, Chordata, Actinopteri, Perciformes, Serranidae.
UACUCCUUGUUGCUGUUCUGGGCAACAUCUGAACAAAGGCCUGCCCCUUUUCAUGAGGAUUUCUCUGCCGCCAUCGUUACUUUACGUGUAAUCACGAUUACUAAAUCGGAUUACGAUACUUUUAUUAUAUUUCGAGACGUCGAUAACAGCGGAGAUAAUGUCCGAAAUGGAUGUUGAUCACCAUGAAAGCAGCGGCGAGACCAAAUCGGCCAUGCAUACUUGGCGUUAUCGCCACCAUUUCACGUACAAGGCAGAUCAAGGAAAAAAUAUCAUCGUCCAGUGUAAUCUAUGUCUGCCGAGGGUCAAUCUGCUCUCCACGUCGAAAACCUCCACAUCAAACCUAAAGAAGCAUUUAGACAGAACACACUUGGGCUGUGAAGCCAGGCCUGAUGUCAAGAGGGGGAGGAAGAAAGAAGAGCACAACGGUGAGGAGAGCAGGCACUGCCAGCUGAAGAAGCUUAAAGCGGAAAUCAUCUCCAAAUGCAUGACCCAAGCAAAGAUCGAAGAGCUGAUAUUCAACUUCAUCGUGGAAGACUGCCAGUCGUUUUAUGUGCUGGAGCAGCCCGGCUUCAGGAAGUUGAUCGCAGGCUUGACUGAAGGGCUAAAGUCCAUGGACAGGGUGACCUUGUUUACAAAGGUGGACCAGGGUUUCUCCAGGAUGCGGGAGGAGCUGAUGGCGAAGCUCAACAGCAUCCAGUACGUGUGCACCACGGCUGACAUCUGGACGGCCAACAACAGGAGCUUCUUCGGGAUGACCUGUCACUGGAUCGAUAAGCAUUCUCUGGAGAGGAAGUCUGCGGCCCUGGGAUUCGCACGGCUACAGGGCAGAAUCACACACGACACCAUCGCCGGACGGAUACACGACAUCCACGUGGCGUACAAUAUUGAGAGUAAAGUUCAGACCACAGUCACUGAUAACGGCAGCCCCUUCAUCAGCGUGUUCAAAGAGUUCGCGGUGGACAGCCAGGAAAGCGACGACGACAUCGGGUUCUACGAGAAUGUGAGCGCCGUCCUGGAGGGCGAGCCGGAGCAGGACAUGCUCCUGUUUCUGCCCACCGUGCAGCGCUGUGCAUCACACACCCUGGAGCUGAUUGUCACUGAGGACUUCUGGCAGGCCGUGUCACAGGGGCCCAUGUGCCAGCUGCAUUACAGCACGCUGGCCAAGGUGUACGCCAUCUGGAGCAAAUGCCACCACCUCCAGGUCGGUAUGAGCGCAGCAGAGGAGAUAGGAAAGAUGGCGCUGGUCGUGCCUGCUGUCAUACGCUGGAAUGUGGAGUACUGUGCGAUACAGAAGAUCGUCUCACUCACAGAGCGGGAGCUGACGGAGCUGUGCGCCCGCCUGGAGGUCCCACGCUUGCAACCGGAGGAGAUGGCCUUCCUGAAAGAAUACGUGACCGUGUUCCACCCGCUCGCUUUUGCACUUGAACUUUUCCAAGCGGAGCAGAAGUGCUACCUGGGUCUGGUCAUUCCAACCGUACUCAGCCUGAAGAAUAAGUUAAAUGAGCAGAAAGACGUGGCAAAUUACUUCGGCGAUGUCAUCACCGCCGUUGUAGGGGCUAUUGACGUGCGGUUCCAGGAGCUGUUUGCCAGCACAGAAGCGAAGAUUGCGACAGCGACGACUCCUCAGUUCCGUUUGUGGUGGAUGGCUGCCUCUGACAGGGAGGAGAUGUGCUCCCUGCUGGCGACAGAGGCGUCCCAGAUGGAUCCCUGUAGCGUAACGGAGGCAAACACAAGCCGGAAUCUGUCAACCAUUGAAUCCGAAGAUGACUUCUUCAGCUACGGGUCUGUGAAGCCCACCAUUCAGAUCCAGCAACGGGGGGUGAUGGAAGAGGUCCGCAAGUACCUCGAAGGGACGGGGAAGAGCCUCGAGUGCCUUCAGGACUUCCCCAGAAUGAAGCAGCUUUUCCUCAAAUACAACACCACCCUGCCAUCCACCGCCCCCGUCCAGCGUCUCUUCAGCCAGAAAGGCAACCUGGUCACCUCACAGAGAAACUUUCUGACCGAUGACUACUUCGAGCGCAUUCAGCUUUUGAGAUACAACAGUAAUGUGUGCACUUUGGUCACCGAGUGAACGCAUCGCCGGCGACCCCCUUUUCUCACAGCCUUUUAAUUGAUGCAGAAUCAAACCACAUUGUGCUAAAAUCAUCACAGGAAAAAAAAAACCCUGAGUGAGAUCUCAUUUCAGACAAUUUAGCCCCGGAUGUGUUUUCUAAUAUCCUUCCCUUAUCUGUUUUGAUAGGCGUAGCGUAUAUUGUCACCCCUGAAUGGCCUGAUGAAAAUAUCAAAUUGACAAUCUUGGACAUUGACAUUCAAGGACUGAGUAUACAAAAGCAUCCUUCUAUAUGUGCUAUUGUUGUGAUUUGAAGUAGCCACAGGGUUAAACUUAAGUGAUUUUGUCUUUCAGUUAAGUUUGUUUUUUCUACAGGUGCUCAAUGAGAACACAUAUCCUGUCUGUAUGUUUUAUAUCAUAUAUAAAAAGACAAGGAAAGAG